AUGGAGGAGGGUGCGUUUGGAGGGUGGAUGCAACAAGUGAAUAGAACCUUUAAUUCCGAGUUGAGCGACUCACAGCGAUGUGUCGUGUUUGAUCAACUCAUAUCCACAUCUGGUGCUACUCAAUUAAGAUACUUAUCAACAAAAUUAGAAUGCUUACUCAAAAGGGAUUUCCUACGUCUUCUUCCACUGGAACUCAGUUUCUAUUUACUGACGUGGCUGGAUCCACAGUCGUUGUUUACGUGUUGUGUUGUUAGUAAACACUGGAAUAAGGUCGUCAAUGAGUGUGCUGUAACGUGGCAAAACGCGUGUCGUCGUCUUGGACUUAAGAUUAAUGCUGAUGACUUACAGGUACAAAAUGGCUGUCACUGGAAGGAGGCAUUUGUUGCUGCUGGUAAUCGAAGGAAUCAGCUCGCCAGUGGACGUGCAUUUGAGUUUUCCACAGUAUAUGGGCACACUGCCAGAGUUUAUGCACUGUAUCAAAAAGAUGGGAAAAUCGCAACAGGUUCUGAUGACCAGUCAGUUAGAUUAUGGGAUGUAGAAAGCGGUAGAUGUCUAUCAGUAAUACAGGCACACACAUGUGCUGAUGUGAAGUUUGAUGAAAACAAACUAAUCACUGCCUCUUUUGAUAACACUAUUUCCUGCUGGGAUUGGACAACUGGUGAGAGAACACAGCAUUUUAUUGGUCACACUGGAGCAGUUUUCAGUGUAGAUUACAGCGAUGAACUUGGCCUUGUUGUGAGUGGAUCAGCUGACAGAACUGUCAAGAUAUGGUCAUUAAUCACUGGAGAACUUUAUAAUACUUUUCACGGACACAAAGAAUGGGUGACAGAGGUGCUUUUACGUCAUUGUGCAAUAGACUCAAUAGUCCAUAGCAAAGGAGACUACGUACUUAUCAGUAUGGAUAGAAAUGAAAUUAAGAUUUGGCCAAUAAGCCGAGAGGUUAAUACAGAAUGUUUAAAAACCCUAACCCUAGCCAAUAAUUUGGAUAGAAGUCAGUGUUUCCAGCCUCAUCUUCAAUUUGAUGGUCUGUACAUUGGAUGUGCUUCUGAUAAUGGUAUCCACAUAUGGAGUUUUCAAACCUUAGACUUGAUAAGAAUAAUUCCAUGUAAUGAGUUCAUAAGUUGUGCACUGCUUGGCAUAGGGUCUGUAUUUGCGAUAUUACUGGACCAAUAUCAUUUAUGUAUAACUGAAACUAAAACUGGUAAACUUGUAUCGAAAUGCCAACUGCCAGCCUACCGCAGAUCAAAGAGAGGCUCUAGUUUCCUAGCUGGAGAAACAGCCUGGCUGGAUGGGUUCAGUUUGGAACAGGAAAAAGGCUUGGUAUUUGCUACAAGUAUGCAAGACCAUAGUAUAUAUCUUGUGAAAUGGAAAGAUACUGGUUAA
Messenger RNA from Saccoglossus kowalevskii, 1383 nucleotides. Its product is annotated as F-box/WD repeat-containing protein 2-like. The record is from RefSeq and is a predicted model, not a curated record. Lineage: Eukaryota; Metazoa; Hemichordata; Enteropneusta; Harrimaniidae. Gene Ontology annotation, molecular function: protein binding.